Messenger RNA from Acanthopagrus latus (yellowfin seabream), 2789 nucleotides. It is a transcript of the gene ngb, whose product is annotated as neuroglobin. Lineage: Eukaryota; Metazoa; Chordata; Actinopteri; Spariformes; Sparidae. The record is from RefSeq and is a predicted model, not a curated record. The transcript is spliced from 5 exons. Gene Ontology annotation, molecular function: heme binding; oxygen binding. The coding region runs from base 284 to 763 and encodes 159 amino acids.
GAGAGAGCAAGUGCACCAGAGUGUCAGGCAAGGCUGCUGCCUGCACACAUACACAAACACUCACACACACUCACACGCACACACAGACCCCUCAGCCUGGCUGCACCAGAAGAAGUUCAGAGAGAAGACUGACCUCAAGAAGGUGGGUUGGCCGGAAGUUUGGUCUGUGGAUUAACUCAAAUGUUAUGGCUUUCUUCAAACUGAGCCUCCUUGUCCUGUAGAGGAGUUGUGUGUCCCCCCCCCCCCCAGAAGAACUUGUCGUGUGUUUGCAGCCUGAGGGAGGAUGGAGAAGCUGUCAGGGAAAGACAAGGAGCUGAUACGAGGCAGCUGGGAGAGCCUGGGCAAGAACAAAGUUCCUCAUGGUGUCAUCAUGUUUUCCAGACUGUUUGAGCUGGACCCUGCGCUCCUCAGUCUUUUCCACUACAGUACAAACUGUGGCUCCACACAAGACUGCCUCUCCAGCCCUGAGUUCCUGGAACAUGUCACCAAGGUGAUGCUUGUGAUCGACGCAGCAGUCAGCCAUCUGGACGACCUUCAUUCCUUGGAGGACUUUCUGCUCAACCUCGGGAGGAAGCAUCAGGCAGUUGGAGUCAACACCGAGGCAUUUGCUAUGGUGGGUGAGGCCCUUCUCUACAUGCUGCAGUGCAGUCUGGGCCAGGCCUACACGGCGCCGCUGCGUCAGGCCUGGCUCAACAUGUACAGCAUCGUGGUAGCAGCCAUGAGCCGAGGGUGGGCCAAGAACGGUGAGGACAAGGCUGACUGAGACGCGCAGAGGGAGCCACUGAUCAGAUGCUGUCAAAUCACUCAAUGUGGUUGCCAUGGAACGCUGUACAUUUGCUCUGUGAGUGGGGUUGCAUAGCGUAGCAGAUGCAUGGUGUGGUUACACUUCACAAUUGGGUCGACCAGUCACAGAGUUUAUUUCCUUUGCUGUGGAUGUUUUACAACCAGGCAAUGCUGCUGUACAUCUGUGAGGGUCUGAGCCAGUUCUCCUCAGUCUGGACCCGUAACCAUCUGAGCGCCUCUCAUUGAGAAAAACUGUCGAGGCUCUUUGUAUAUAAUGUUUUUUAUAUCUACUGCAAUGAUAACAGUAACUGUAGUGGUCUUUGUGCUGUAUCUUAAAAGAGCUGCACAGUUGUGAAACACUAGAUAUUAUAUUUAGGCAUCACACACUACUCAAACUGUAAUGGUUACUGUGGCCAACAUGGGCAGCUCUCUAUCUAACUGGAACACAGUGAUACUUUACAAAACAUGGACAAAGCAAUGUGAUCUUACAGAGGAUAAAUCCUACCACCUUAAUCAUAACCAUUACUGUGUUUUCUAUUGAUAUUACGCAUCAUUACGCCUCUUUUUGUGUGCGACUUUGUUCAUCUAAAAUUUAACCUACUGACAAAACAACUGUUAAUUCUUAUCUUCAAUAGAUGAGAACUGUUAUACUCUCUGGUGGCUCAUCUUUGGUGAUCUAUGACUGUUAAGGCGUCCGCAUGCACCUUACUCGACACGGUGUGUGAUGCUCUCCUCAGUAGAGAUUGUGAGUAUUUCAAUAGGCUUCAGCUGACUGUUAAACUCUUACUAAUAGACUGUUAUGUGACCUUUAUAGAGUUUGAAAAGUUAAAGGGCAUCUUGAAGGACUUUUAACAUAUUUGUUCCUUGGCUAUCAGUUUCCAAUCAUUGUUAGUGUUAAGUGGUUUUGUUGUACUCUAGUUGCUUAUCUCAGUAAUUCUUAUUAACUGUGUUGUUGUGGCUACUCGCGAUGUAUAACCUCUGCUUUAGAGGUGAAGGCGAACAGAGUGGCCCUGUGUUUCUUUUGGCUCAGGAAGUUAAGCAGGAAGUGAACAAUUGUUUUGGAUGAUUAUGAAACAAAGCCAAACUUAACUGAUUUGUAUUUUUUAAUUUAUGAAGGCAAAACAAAUGAUACGGAGGUACUGUGUGUUGUCACUGUCUAAUAUGUGUGUGGUGUUAUUAUUAUUGCUGCCAUAACGCUGUAUGUAUCAUCCUCACUCAGCUGUUAUUUACAUUCAUGGUCAUUAUGCCAAGUAACUUAGCAACAGUGUGCCAAGUAUUAGAUAAUAACACCAUACAACUGUAAAUCCAAGCUGCUGAUAUGUGGUUAUUAUCGCUUUAGUCUGAGUUUACAUUUACAAAGUUUUAUUUUUAUAUUCUGAAAUGUAUGUGUAGUUAAAGAGCACUGUUUUUUUUUCUUCAAAUAUGAUGUACUAAACAGUAUAUCCUUCAUGUAAUCAAAAUAAUAGAGAUACUAUUAACUUCUAUGUGCAGUCCUGACAGAAAAUUAUAAAAGCAGAGUUUUCUAUUCAGCUAUUUUAUCCUUGAGUAGUAUAUAUUCUAUCUCUACUUUCUAGCCCGGAGGUGUAAUGUUAAUUAACUGACUGUGUGUUUGGUGUAUCUGUAGUGAUUCUUUCUUCAGUACACAGCCCUGUGCAGGUUGUUGUUCUCCAUGUCUCUGUUUUCAAUUACCUGACAUUAGGUCUUUUUAGCAGGCAUGACUGACAACUGGCAUGUUAUCCCAUUUAACAUCCAGCAGCUCUGUACAUAUUGGGUGUGUCACUGUCUACCUCAUCUUUAUCAGCUGCUACUGAACAGCGAUGACUUCACCUAGUUAUCCUUCAACCAAAAACGCACAUUAUGAUUAUUAUUAUUACUAUGUUGUUAUAAUUAUUAUCAUUAGAAUUAAUGCAAGCACGCACUCUUUGUAAACUGGAUUCCACCCUACACUUGUUGUGUGCUUACUGGAGACUAAAUAAAGUGAUCUUCUGUGGAUAUUUUACUGCUAA